AUGGGACUUAAAUCCCUCAUCAGCUUUGGUUUCUUAAUCCUCCCGAUCGCGGUUACGAUAAGUGUUCUUCUCGGGCUACAAGCAUAUCGUGAUGCCCACGGGCUAUCUCGGCCCUUUGUGAGCAAUUCCAUCAAGUCAACAACAUAUUGUCAGAGGGCAUUUGGUAUCACGCCCGACACGGAUGGUCAAAAAUAUACCCUGAAUCCGAAUCAAUGGGGUGUUACUGAUGACUACACUGGUGGUGGCGGUUUGUGUAUGAAUGUCACGACUUUUGACAAUGCCUCCUAUCCUACGAACACCACCGCCCCUAAAUGGUCUAUUACAUGGCAAUUUCCUCCAGGCCCACCCACGCAGCCUGUUCAUGCAUUUCCCAAUAUCAAGAUGGACGCAUCAGAUGUUUUCCCCAUCGAAAUCUCAGAUGUUGCCACCAUUAAUUUUCAAGCGGAUUGGGCUUACGGGGUGGGCGACGAGCAACCAACCACAACCAAUGUCGCUGACCUCAAUGCCAUUGAUCUCAACUCCAACGUGGCCAUUGAUAUGUUUUUGGAUUCCGAUCCUGACAAAGCUACAAGCACAGUCGAUGCAAAGUACGAAGUCAUGAUUUGGCUGGGUUAUUUUGGUCCUGCCACGCAACCCAUUGGUCUGGAUGUCGGCGCCGUCGCAACACAAGACGUCAAUGGUACCACUUUCUCGCUUUACUUUGGCGAAAACGGUCUUGGUCAAAGUGUCUUAACUUGGGUUGCCAAUGGUUCCGUCCAGAAUUUCGUCGCUGAUAUUGGACCCUUGCUCCAAGGUUUGACAGGUAUAGGAGGUCCUACUGUGAACGACUAUCUUGGAUACCUUGCAUUUGGAUCCGAGGCUCUCAGUUCUGGAUCAAAUGUCACUUUCUACAAUCCAAACCUCAGUAUGGCUGUGGUUCCGAAAUAA
This is a messenger RNA of Rhinocladiella mackenziei CBS 650.93, 927 nucleotides long. RefSeq lists its product as uncharacterized. The record is from RefSeq and is a predicted model, not a curated record. Gene Ontology annotation, molecular function: cellulase activity. NCBI's taxonomy places the organism in Eukaryota, Fungi, Ascomycota, Eurotiomycetes, Chaetothyriales, Herpotrichiellaceae. Gene Ontology annotation, biological process: polysaccharide catabolic process. The coding region runs from base 1 to 927 and encodes 308 amino acids. The transcript has 4 exons.